AUGAAAUUACCUGCUUACGGAAUAGUUGGCAAUCUUCUGAAUUGGGUAACUAAUUUUUUGCACAUGAGAUCACAGGUGGUAAAUUUAAACAAUGUUACUUCUCAUGCUAUAUCUGUAACAAGCGGUGUUCCACAGGAGAGUGUUCUUGAACCUACUCUAUUCUUAUUGUUUAUAAAUGAUGUGAGCCACAUUAAUAAACAGCUUGAUGUCAAACUUAAACCUUUUGCUGAUGACAUUAAAUUAUAUUCAGUCUAUGAUGUACGUGGCCUUCAGUCAGACCUUCACACAGCUGUUAGUCGUUUGUACGAAUGGAGUUGUGCUUAG
Messenger RNA from Hydra vulgaris (swiftwater hydra), 324 nucleotides. RefSeq lists its product as uncharacterized. NCBI's taxonomy places the organism in Eukaryota, Metazoa, Cnidaria, Hydrozoa, Anthoathecata, Hydridae. The record is from RefSeq and is a predicted model, not a curated record.